AGUUCACGUCGAAGAUAUGGAUCAUUCUACGAGCCCCGGCUGUACUAUUUUUGCUGUGGCUAGUGAUCGUUUCUGGACUACAAUCUUCGGAACUCAGUCGAUCGUCUCCAUCCAUCCAUCCUGUCAGUGCAGAAGAACGUUUAUGGAUUCUAACAAGCCAAACAUCUUAGUGGGCCUGCAAUGUCUGCUUACCCCUCGAAACAACGGACUGUGAUUCGUCUCCCAGAUCUCGACAUGGCAAUCAGAGUGCGCGUACGACGAUUAGUGCACGAAGAUCCGCGUUCAGAACUCGAGGAUGCCCGUGCUAACAAAGGGUCUCUUCGACAUCCAAGAUCUUUAAGCAUGUCUUGCAGUCUUAGCAUCGAGUUUGAUGAACACAGCAAGAGGAAGGUCGUGAACAUACAACUCAUUCCUCGUGUCUCUGAGGUUUAGAACCAAGUCAAGAAGGACGACAAACUUUCAGAGAAGAUUGUGAAAGCUUGUCUAGAGCUAAAGAGAGGAGAAAAGUUGCAUCCUUCAUGUUUAAGAACCUUUAAAGCGAGCACACGUCUUUAUGAUGGAUAUGUUUUGCCACUUGCAAGACCUAGAUCUUUUUCGACAAGAGGAGGAAAUGUUCAAAGAUACUCUUGAGGUCGGCCAUGACGAGCUUCAUUCAGUGAGAAAUGGUCCAAUAGCUAAUAUCUUCAGCAUCAUGCUUAGAAGCUUUGAGCUUAAGUAGGACGAGUAAGUUCUUGAAAAAAUCUCUAGUGUUGUAACUAUAUAGGUGGUAUAAAUUUGUUUGAUUGUUUGAAGAUGUGUGUGUUGUGUCACAUUCAGAU
Messenger RNA from Marchantia polymorpha subsp. ruderalis, 818 nucleotides. Lineage: Eukaryota; Viridiplantae; Streptophyta; Marchantiopsida; Marchantiales; Marchantiaceae. The record is from the annotation of a GenBank genome assembly.